AUGGACUAUCCAAUUCCAGUAUCCAUCAUUGGUCCCGCCGAGUCCGCCAUUGAACGGCUUCGACGUUUCUCGGCUGGAAAGUCAACAACACCUCAAGCAGGCCAUGACUCCGCGCUUCUCGCCUCUAUACGAUCCGCACUAGCUGGUUCUGAUCGUUUACCCAGCACCCUUGAUGAUUCAUCAGCCCAUUCCGUCGUCACCACGUACACCGAUGAGCUGCCCGGCGAAGAGGAGCUCAGCUGGGAUGACUAUACUUUAGUGCACUCGGUGGGCGGCAUUAUCAAGAGGCAAUGGAACUUCAAAGACGAGAACGAGAGAAUACAUUGGGCAUGUCUCGGUUAUCUUCAUCAGAACUUCGAGUCGGGCGGAUCUCCCGGACAAAAGAGUCAACAUGCUCCGUCCGCAUGGGCUAGCGCUGAAGCUUUCGGACGCCCUAUCUUCGGGCCUUUUCAUCGACAAGAUCCAGAUCACGACCAGAGGAAGGCAGCAGCAAACACGGUUGCUCGUUCGCGUGCUGUCUUCGUUUUUAUGCGGAACAAUGCCCACAUCUACUUACUCAAUGGCUUAACAUACAGUCUCAGCCUCCCUUUCAUCGUGCGCCGCGCUUGGGCAGCUUUUCCUUAUGGUGUCAUCAUUCAACGCCACCUUCCUCAGACUGAGAUUGACGAUGCUGACCGUUCUGGCGAAGAACCUCUUCCUACUAUCUUUUCAUUGACAAAUCCCUUCGCCGAGUUAUCAGCAGUGGGCUUAACCGAAGGAAUAAAAGGAGACGGCUUUUCCGGAGCCUCCCUCAUAGACGAAGACAAACAAUGCUCGAGUCCUCUCAGGUCAAUCUCUCCCCACGAUGUCGUGCUUGCGGUGUUCCAUAUGUUCGGUCUCGACGCGGCCGACGAGAUCAUGAUAACCAUAGACGUAGAAAAGAAGAUCUUGACCAUAUGGCGUUACGCUUAUGUCAAGCCGAAGGACACGCCUACACCGCUCCGUCCCAAGAGAUCGAAGAAGAGCGGAUCGAAGCCCGAAUACCCAGACGAGGGACAGCCUGUUGAGGAUGACGAUACAGUACGAUCAAGGUCUGGCAUGCCGCAGAGAGCACAUAUGCCGUCACUGCCUCCCCUUCGCUCGGAAAUGGCACCUUCAUUGUCCACAGGGAUUACCAUGGAGGCGCUCAUGGCAAUGGCAGAAAACGAUAAGCAAAAGGAUUCGGAACCGAUCGUUCAGGCAUCCUUCUGGGUGCAGAAGUUGUAUGAAACAGAUGUCACAGAACACGAUGCGCGUUCGUGGUAUCGCAUUCAAGUCACAAUCUUUGACUCGCGCUGGGAUGGGUCCUUUGAGAGUUCCUUGAUCGCUAUAUGUCUACCAGCAACUGAGGAUCUCCGCACUUUCUCUCUCGUUCGCCAAGAAGACAAAUCAUUCCUUGUAUCACCCUUUAGGAACUUCAAAGCACGAGCAGCCGUCUCUGUAAAGGCAACUCGACCGAGUUGUCGGGAUUUAUUGAUUCUGAAGCCGUCAGGUGCUACGGCACUCAUCACGCACGGUCACCAGGAGCUGCCAGUAGUAUUUCGCGACGGCGAUCUCCCGAGCAACGAGCGAACAUCGAUGAUGAUCGACGACGCUGGUGUGAAACAUGGGCCCAUCUCUGCGUUCGAGAACCCUGCACUGACUACAGUAACAUUGGCCCUUGAGAGCGGGAAACGCAUGCGCGCGUGUCUGGAUCUGCUGCCUACGAGCCGACUGGUCAACAUGGUCUUGCUUUCGAUGUCGACCGCCUUGCCCCACGACGACUUCUAUGCCCUGCACUCUCAUUUUUUGCGGCUGUGGUCGUCGCAAAGCUUUAGCCCUGCAUCGGACGCGCAAUGGGAUUGCAUGCGCAAGUCCUUGUACAACGUUCUGGGCUUUGAUUCGUCGCCAUCUCUUGUUGAUCCAAACAAUAACCCUUGGCUGCGUUUACAUUCGUCAGGCUCGCACCGCCGUCACAUCGGAGAUCCCGUCCUUAGGAAGCUACGAUUGCCACCGGCGCUCGAGGAGCAAUGCGAACGUCCGACUGAUGUCGUGAAUCUCGCACUAGUUCGUCCCGCCCUUCUUGCACUGCAUCUUUUGGGCGAAACUUUGCGUUUAUUCAUCUCUUGGCAUCAUCAACUGCUGCGAUUGGUCCCUUUGAUUUGCCGUCUUGCGCAGUUGGUUCGCCCGGAGUGGGCUGAUUAUUGGAAGCGCCUCCUUCCUUCGGCUGUCUCAGAGUGGCCUGAUCCUUACGCGCCAGCAUCGCAUGCCAGUAACUCCACGCCGGCGACUGCUCUACCAGUCUGGCCGACGGAUGAAACGACAUCGUUGUUGAAUCGGUUGAACGGUGUUCGCACGGGUGCAGAUCUGUCUGAUAGGGUCAACUUAGUUUCCACAUUACUCGGGGACAGUCCCUCAGGAGCAUUGGGGCGGGUUGAUGUUUUUAGACCCUUGCGACAUUUGGCAGCGGUCUUUGCAGCGCUCGCAGACCGCAGUGUUCCUGAUGUUGGAAAACGCACCCAACAUGCCAUGCAAGUCCUCAUGCGCCAUGGCACAGGAGCAGAGACGCUGGACGGCUUGCCUUUAGGGCUAGUGGCACCGCUUCGGGAAGCUGCGCGGACGUGUCAAUUUUCACCUCCUGCCAACUGGCCCGCAGAGGGAUACAAGUUGAUAGGCAGGAACGAUCUCGCCGAAGGUACAAGCGCUCCGCCCGAACUCCUCUUUAACGAUGGUUACCGUUCCAUCAAGGACCAUCUCAAUUCUGCGAGUCGUAGACCGACUACUGAAGAAAUAACCGCUAGGGCGAACGCCGCAGGGCCUUCUGAGAAUUCUGGACCCACCGGCACCGAACUUGACCUUGAAGAUUUCACUAAGAUCAGGUUCGGGCAAGAUCAGCGGAUGGCAGAAGUAGCGCGAAUGCUCUCUUCAUCUCUCAUUCCAGGGAUCAAGCUAGUGGAACGACCGGAUGCGAGCGAGCACGAGGUUGCGAAAGAACAACAACACCAAGUCUUACGAGUAGCAGAGAGGACUCUUGCCCUACCGUAUGGAAGAGCGAUGUUCACCUUCGGCUCGAUGGGUGCUCUGCGCAGAGAGACUUACGCCAUCCCGAAGAUGGAGUUUGCUAUUCGCUUGCUACCUCAGAACGUUGUCCUGCACCUCGAUCAGACAACCAAGCUCCCAGCAGAAUGCACGCAGUGGGGCGAGUUCCACAAUGGGGUGGCUGCCGGACUACGCAUCGCUCCAUCUGCCACGGCCGUAUCGAGCUCCUGGAUCGCAUUCAACAAACCCUCGGAAUUAACACCUGAGCAUGCAGGCUUCCUCUAUGCCCUCGGUCUCAAUGGCCAUUUGCGAGAUCUAUUGACAUGGCACACGUUUCACUACUUGACGCCCAAGCACGACCUAACAUCUAUCGCCAUCUUGCUCGGGCUUUCAGCCGCUCAUGUGGGCAGUGGCGACGAGCACGUCACGAAACUGCUGGCGAUUCACACCCCUGCAUUGCUUCCUACGCCAAAUGUGGAUCUUAACGUAUCGUUAAUGACCCAGACUGCCGGUUUGGCUGGCAUCGGUCUGCUUUACAUGGGCACAAAGAACCGUCGAAUGGCGGAAGUGUGCCUCGCUCAGUUAACGCGACGGGACCUCAUACAGCCAGACCUCACCAACGAGCACAGAGAAGCGUACACUCUUUCCGCCGCCCUGGCUUUCGGCAUGAUAAUGCUAGGGAAGGGAGCCGCUAUCCCUGCCGACACCCGACUAUUGGAACGGCUACAAGUCCUCGUCCACGGCGAGAAUCUGGUUACCAAGGACGGAACCCCGCGCAAGCCCACGUUUGAUCUCAACCUCAGCUCACCAGCCGCGACAAUCGCCGUGGGGCUGAUGUUCCUGCGCACCGGUCGGAGAGACGUCGCCCACCUGCUCGCAAUUCCGGAUACCACAGUCGAGCUCAACGCGAUCCAGCCGAGCUUCCUGAUGGUCCGCGCGAUUGCGCGGGCGUUAAUCAUGUGGGACGAGAUUACGCCGAGUAAGGAAUGGGUGAACGAGCAGAUCCCGGUUAAGAUUACCAAUGCGCUGGACGUGAAGAUGAAGGGGAUUGCGGUAGACGACUCGUUGGAGCUGGCAUACUAUAACAUUCUGGCGGGAUGUGCUUUUGCAAUCGGCCUCAAAUAUGCAGGCACUGCGAGAGAGGAAGCGUAUCUUCUUGUCAUAGGCUAUUACGAUCUGUACAGCCGUUUGGCAUACACAACGGGCACCGCGUUCGACUCGCGCAUUAAACGCGCGACGAUCCGCGAGGGGCUAAAUACCAUCUCAAUCGCACUCUGCAUGAUCAUGGCCGGCACGGGCGAGAUAAAUUGCCUCCGCCGACUGCGGUACGCGUACGGGAUGUACAACCAGCCGAUCCGAUAUGGGACCUACCUUGCUACGCAUCUCUCGCUCGGGCUGCUCUUUCUUGGCGGAGGGCGCUUCACGCUCGGCACGUCCGACGCGGCGGUGGCAGCGAUGGUCACGGCGUUCUACCCGCGCUGGGCGCACAGCAGCUCGGAUAACAAGAGCUACCUGCAGGCGCUGCGGCACCUAUGGGUACUCGCUGUCGAACCCCGGUGCCUGAUCGCGCGAGAUGUGGAUACCAAGGAGGUCGUUUACCUGCCAAUAAAGAUCAAGGUGAAGGACGAUCCCAGCUCGCCAGGCGGGCCGACAGGCACAACACAACUGAUCGCGCCGACGCUCAUUCCGGACCUCGACCGACUGUUGUCCAUCCGGGUCGACACACCGCGCUACUGGCCGUUCUACCUCGAUCUCGCCCGCUACCCGCGCCACCGAGAUGCGCUGCUGAGAGGCCAGACAUUGCUCGUCAAGCGACGGACAGCAUUCCUGAGUUACGUCGAGGACCCGAAGGGCGCGCGGAGUCUCUUCGUGCGCUCAGGAGCAGGCACUGGCGAAGCGGCGGUGCUCGACGUGCCCCAGGCGGGCGACGAGCGGCUGCACCCAGCUGGCGACAUAGGACGGUUUAUUGGCUCGUUCUCGAAUGACGUCGUAUUCCUCGCGUUCGCUGAUCAUCUAUGUCGCGGGCCGAGCGGGGACGGAAAGGAGGAAACAGAGGCAGAGAAACUUUUCCGAACAUACGCACACGCGAGCCUCGUCGACGCCGUUGUAGGCGACAAGCCGCAGGCGCUUCAGGCGCUCCUCACGCUUUAUCAGCAUCGAACUAUGGAUCCUGCCGAGCGUUUCUUCAUGUUGCGCCUCCACGACCUUUGCUUCGCUCACGAGUUCUAUCGUGGACAAUACGAACGUCGUGCAGCUGCGGAGGGCGGCGCGGCGAUGACAAGGCCUCCGCUGCUGCGUCCGUCAACCGUCGCGGGCGCCGUGCAGGCGCUCGACGCGCGGCUGGAACAGUCCACACGCGAUGACGUGCGGUUUAAGAAAGCGCUCGCGUGUUACGCCCGUGGCGCACCGCCGCCCGAAGGUGGAGAGGAUAGCGAAACGCAGCGCAAGUUAGCGUGGUACCUCGUCCGACGCGCGGUCCCGCCGGCACCAGUGCUCGCUCACUUGAAGUUGCUAGCAGCGCAGGCAUACACGCAGUGCGCGGGGCGUCCACCGCCCGAGGGCACGGCGGACGCAAGUGCGCUUGAGGUAGGGAUCAGGCAGGUAGCGCGGAUGGCGGGCACCAGCGCUAUGGGCAGCGGGAGUACGGCGGGACGAGGAUGGACACCAGCGUCAGUGGACGAAAUUUUUGACUUGUGGAAGGAGGGGGCUUGAGAUGGUGGUAGAAGAACCGUAGAUUCAACAUGUUUCCUGUAGUGUAUCCAGGGCAACCGGGUAGCUCGUUGUAUUGGACAUGGUCACGACUGUUUUCUAGUUCUAGGCAUUGCAACGUACCUACCUGCUCGAU
Messenger RNA from Punctularia strigosozonata HHB-11173 SS5, 5881 nucleotides. RefSeq lists its product as uncharacterized. The transcript has 7 exons. Gene Ontology annotation, biological process: protein K11-linked ubiquitination; anaphase-promoting complex-dependent catabolic process; metaphase/anaphase transition of mitotic cell cycle. Lineage: Eukaryota; Fungi; Basidiomycota; Agaricomycetes; Corticiales; Punctulariaceae. Bases 1 to 5748 code for a protein of 1915 amino acids. Gene Ontology annotation, cellular component: anaphase-promoting complex. The record is from RefSeq and is a predicted model, not a curated record. Gene Ontology annotation, molecular function: molecular adaptor activity.